Molecule: messenger RNA, 857 nt
Organism: Brachypodium distachyon (stiff brome)
Lineage: Eukaryota; Viridiplantae; Streptophyta; Magnoliopsida; Poales; Poaceae
Exons: 3
Coding region: 444-752 (102 amino acids)
Source: RefSeq, a predicted model, not a curated record
GUCGGAUCUAGUCACCGGCGGCCGGUGGAGAGAGGGACAUCCAUCCUGUUAGAACAUUCCCCUGGCUGCGUGUUCCUUAUAUAAUUUCGUCGACCUAGAUCCACUCAAUUUCCCUCAAUUGGCCGAAGCCAAUUAAUUGGGGCAAAAUAAGGCAAUCGAGAUAGAAUUUGCUUGAUUCAACAUACGAUCCCCACAAGACUCGAUUUGUUGGCACACAUGGCCGCGCGUGAAGUAACGUAUCCUAAGAAACAGAGAAGCCGUUCAGGCCGAGCCAGGGGACAGGAUCCCAAGGCGUGGGCAGCCUUCUCGGUUCCAAACUAGAAGAGCAAAGCAAGCGCGACGACCAUCCCCCUAGCGUCGUUGGCUCAAAGAGGAAACGGGUACACAAGUCAAGCGAGAUCAAAGGAGCCGACGCAAAGCUAGCCAUAGACCUAGAGGCAGCAAUGGCAGCAAUUGACUUUCCUCAACCAAAGAACCGUGGCAAACGUUCGGCCCGGCCUAGGGCCACCAAGGCUGCUGCGCCAUGGGCAGCCUCACUGGAUGGGUUCCAGAACAAUGGUGCAGAAUCUGCUCUAGCAUCGCUCUAUGGAGAGCGUGAUAGAGACCCGUGUGUGGAGUUUGCUGUCAACAUCCUGAUGAACGGGACACCGCUGCCAAAGGAAGCUGCAGGUAUCGAAGCAUUCUUUACCCAGAAGAUGUACGGCUACAAAAACGCAAAGUUUGGGGAAAACAUAACAAGUUUUAUGGUCUAAUCUUCAUAUUAGACAUGAUUCAAGCACCUGCAUGCAUCGUUUGGCGAAUUGUUGGCCUGAUAGAAGAAGUUUGGGGAAAACAUAACAAGUUUUAUGCGCUUAAAG